AUGAGGGUUUCAGCAGUUCAGCAUUCCCAGGAACUCACACAAGAACUGGUCUUUCCCUCUGUAAGGCAGGGGCUGCAGCAGCUUCCCGGAGCCAACAUGGCCUCACAGAGCAGUGAGGGCAUCAUCAAGCUGUCGAGGGAGGAGCUGGAGGCCCUGAAAACUGCCUUUGAGGAGGGGAACCUCGCUGGAGUGGCCUCCAGGCUGCAGGAGAUGCUGGAGUCACUGGAGAGCGUCCAGCUGGAUGUGGGCAUCACGGGCGAGACCGGCUCUGGGAAGUCGUCCUUUGUCAACGCCCUGCGGGGCCUGGGCGAUGAGGAUGCUGGUGCUGCCUACACUGGCGUGGUGGAGACCACCAGGGAGCCGACUCCAUACCAGCAUCCCCGGUACCCCAACGUGACCAUCUGGGACCUACCAGGGAUAGGCACACCCAAUUUCCACCCCGACGCCUACCUGGAGCAGGUCAGCUUCUCACGCUAUGACAUCUUCUUCAUCAUUGCCUCACAGCGCUUCACCGCCAACCACGCCGCUCUGGCCCGCCACAUCCAGGCCAUGGACAAGAGUUUCUACUUCGUCCGCUCCAAGGUGGAUAUAGACCUGGACUGCUCCCUCAGGCGCCGGCCAUCCAGCUACAGCGAGGUGGGGGUGCUGCAGGAGAUCCGACAGAAUUGCCUGGAGGGUCUGCGGGCCCAAGGAAUCCACUCGCCCCAGGUCUUCCUCCUCUCGGCCUUUGAUCUCAGCAAAUACGACUUCCACCUCCUGGGGGAGACGCUGGAGAGGGAGCUGAGCCACCACAAGCGGCACGCCUUCCUGAUGGCCCUGCCCAACAUCUCCCUGCACAUCCUGGAGAAGAAAAAGGCUGCCAUGCUGAAGCAGAUGUGGCUGAUCUCUACCAUGGCCUGUGGUGUCCACACCGCGCCCAUCCCAGGGCUCCUGAUCUCCUGCGAUGUGGACAUCCUGACUAGGACCCUGCAAGGUUACUGCAAGAGCUUUGGCCUGGAUGACGACUCUCUGGAGAAGCUGGCAGCAGAAGUGGGGCAGCCGGUGGGACAGAUGAAGGCUGUUAUCAAGGCACCACUGGCCAAGGAGAUCUCCAACAGCCUGGUGGUGCAGCUGCUGAUACAGGCAGGUGGCAAGGUGCCAAAGCUAUCCAAGGAGGUGCUGCGCUCUGUUCCUGUGCUGGGCUCCAUGGCAUCUGGAGCACUGUCUUUUGCCACCACUUACAAGAUGCUGAGGAGUUUCAUGGAUGAGGUGACUGCCAGUGUCCAGAGGGUGCUGAUCAAAGCCUUCGAGGUGGAUGCUGAGAAAUGA
This is a messenger RNA of Gopherus evgoodei (Goodes thornscrub tortoise), 1308 nucleotides long. RefSeq names its product interferon-inducible GTPase 5-like. Bases 1 to 1308 code for a protein of 435 amino acids. The record is from RefSeq and is a predicted model, not a curated record. Gene Ontology annotation, cellular component: membrane. The transcript has a single exon. NCBI's taxonomy places the organism in Eukaryota, Metazoa, Chordata, Testudines, Testudinidae. Gene Ontology annotation, molecular function: GTP binding; GTPase activity.